CGGAAGGCUUUGAAUUAGGUUCGGAUGUCGUAACGGUAGUUUCAGUUAAAGAAGCCGUUAGGCUAGGAACGGAGUGAAGUGUCCUUGGUUCGUUACUUUUGCGCUUUUCGCUUUGUUUUUCUUCCAACACACUCCUUCCCUUUCUUCACUUUCCACACUCCGUUCAAAUGAACAAGUUGCAAUUAAUCAAAUAGGUGGUGUGGUCGUAGUAGAAGCAUGAGCAUGCCAGCGGAGAAAAUGGCGAAGAAAUCCAUCGGAAGCUUAAUGCGGAAGAAGCUUUCUGACAUCACCAACAACGCCAACAACGCUCCCUCCCAACAACUUCACUCCUUUCCCUCUGACAACAAUUCCAUUCAACAACUCCUCAAGGAAAGAACGGCAUUGAUCCAACUCCUUGCGGAAAGAAACAAAAUGAUUGAAGUGACUGGCGCGGAGCUGCAGAGGCUGAGAGGCGAUGUGAAGAAGCUGCAACUCCAAAAUUGGAACCUCGCGCAGUCAAAUAGUCACAUGUUAGCGGAGCUUAACAUGGGGAGGGAAAGGAUUAAAACUCUGCAGCAUGAAAUUUUGUGGAGGGCUGCUUUGAUCAAAGGAAAGAACAUGAAUGUGCAGGAUAAAGGGGAGAUUGAUUGCGAAGAGAAUCCUACCUUAUCAAAGUUACAGGAAGGAGAUGAAAAGACAGUGCAGCUAUCUCCUGAAGACAGCAAUGAUGAACAACGCAAAUGUAUGAAUAGAAGGCGGAUAAGGAGUAAAUCUACCGUUUCUUCAACUGCUUCGAAGAAUAAAGGCAAAGACAAGGCUAAAGAAAAUAGGAGACGUUUGAGGAGACAUUCUACAACGUUCAAAACCCAUGAACAUGAACCUCUAGAAAAUUUGUUCGAGUUAGAGGAUGCAUAUCUUGUCACUCAAUCUGUACCUAACAAGAUGAGAUCUCCAACUUCAAAAACUGAAAAAGGAGAAAGCUCUGAUGAUUUAAGGAAUAAAGCUUCAAGAUGUUCUUUCGGAAGACCCUUGCGAAGAGCAGUUCAGAAGGUUCAUUCGUACAAGGAGGUUCCGGUAAAUAUCAAACUGCGAAGAUUAGAUUAGACUAAGCUAAAUAACCGAUAGAAUUAUAUAUAACUUUCUUUAUUUAAUUAAUCAUUUAACAUAUGUAUCCUAUGAUGAUGUUGAUCAGUGUAUGUCGUAUGUUGUAUUGUAUCCUAUGUUCCUUGUUCGUUGGCUAUCACCAUUUUUUGUUAGUUCACAAUAACAGUCACUUAGGACGACGAGCCUUAGGUGAAUGUUUCCUUUUCGUGUCUCUUCUAGAUUGUUAUUUACGUCCUCGUUCCUCAAAUAUAAUGAUAAAGUACCAUUUUUAUGUUA
This is a messenger RNA of Vigna radiata var. radiata (mung bean), 1359 nucleotides long. Its product is annotated as SHUGOSHIN 2. The coding region runs from base 217 to 1083 and encodes 288 amino acids. Gene Ontology annotation, biological process: maintenance of meiotic sister chromatid cohesion; meiotic sister chromatid segregation. Gene Ontology annotation, cellular component: nucleus; chromosome, centromeric region. Lineage: Eukaryota; Viridiplantae; Streptophyta; Magnoliopsida; Fabales; Fabaceae. The record is from RefSeq and is a predicted model, not a curated record. The transcript is spliced from 9 exons.